Molecule: messenger RNA, 2737 nt
Organism: Miniopterus natalensis
Lineage: Eukaryota; Metazoa; Chordata; Mammalia; Chiroptera; Miniopteridae
Gene: KRT20
Product: keratin 20
Biological process (GO): intermediate filament organization; epithelial cell differentiation
Cellular component (GO): cytoskeleton
Molecular function (GO): structural molecule activity
Source: RefSeq, a predicted model, not a curated record
UGUUUCCUUUCAUGACCUCUGUUGAAAAAAAGAAAUCACCCCUGAGAAAAGCCUCUAAGAAAUGCCUCUAGUGGUAAUUUCUGGAAUGGAAUUAAACAGAUUGCUGUACAAAGGGGUGGGGGGAGCAAGGCAAGGUGGACUGUGGUGUCAGUCCUAACGUGAGAUGUCAGCAGAGGAGGAGUUUCUUCCCUGUGAACACUAUAAAAGGUUAGUUCAUUCACCACAGAGGGACAGACUCUGCUCCACCCAUCCUGAAGCUACAGGUGCUCCCUUCUAGAAUCCUCAAUGGAUUUCACACGCAGAAGCUUGCAAAGAAGCCUGAGUUCCUCCUCACAGGCCUCUCUAGUCAGCAUAUAUAGGAAAGGGGGCAUGCAGCUCGUGGGGACUGCACCCAGCGUCUAUGCGGGGGCUGGAGGCCAAGGCACCCGCAUCUCAACCUCCAAAAGCUUCGUGAGCUAUGGGAAUGAUCUCAGCAAAGGGGACCUGGUUUUUGGCAAUGAGAAGAUGGCCAUGAGAAACCUCAAUGACCGCCUAGCAAGCUACCUAGAAAAAGUGCGGUCCCUGGAGCAGACCAACUCCAAACUUGAGAUACAGAUCAAGCAGUGGUACGAAACAAACGCGCCCAGCACCAGUCGGGACUACAGUGCGUACUACAAACAAAUCGAAGAGCUGAAAUCUCAGAUUAAAGAUGUUCAAUGGCAAAAUGUUCAAUGGGUCCUGAAAAUCGAUAAUGCUAAACUGGCCGCAGAGGACUUCAGGCUGAAGUAUGAGACUGAAAGAGGGCUGCGCCUCACCGUGGAGGCGGAUCUCCAAGGCCUGAAUAAGGUCUUUGAUGAUCUAACCCUAAACAAAACAGACUUGGAGGUUCAAAUUGAAGAACUGAACAAAGACCUGGUUCUCCUCAGAAAAGAACAUCAGGAGGAAGUGGACAGCCUACGCAAACAGCUGGGCAAUAAUGUCAGUGUGGAGCUGAUGGCUGCUCCAGCCCUGAACCUCAGUGCCAUCAUGGAUGAAAUGAGGCAGAAAUAUGAAGUCUUGGCCCAAGAGAACCUUAAGAAGGUCAAAGAAGAGUUUGAGAUACAGACUUUAACUCUGCAAGAACAAGUCACAGUGAACACUGCAGAGUUAAAAGAAUCGGAGAUUCAAGUAAAGGAGCUGAGACGCACCUACCAGAACUUGGAGAUAGACCUCAAGUCCCAUCUCAAUAUGAAAGAAUCCUUGGAGCAGACACUGCAAGAUACCAAAGCUCGUUAUCACAGCCAGCUGGCCGCCAUCCAGGCACUGCUCAACUCCAUUGAGGCCCAACUGAUGCAGGUUCGGACUGAUGCAGAACUCCAGAACAAAGAAUACAAUGACCUCCUUGACAUAAAGAUCCGGCUUGAGCAGGAAAUUGCUACUUACCGUCGCCUUCUGGAAGGAGAAGAUAUUCUAACCACAGAACAUCAGUUAAGCAUCGUGGGGGAGAAAGCAGAUGUAAAGAAGACCAGGAAGAUUAAGACCGUCGUGCAAGAGGUCGUGGAUGGCAAGGUUGUGUCAUCUGAAGUCAAAGAAAUGGAAGAAAGUAUAUAAACACCCACCAGAAGGAGAUGCUGCUGAGGUCUUGGAAGAAGUGUCACUAUAACUUUUGCUCCCUACAAGAAAGUGGCCACCGGAAAGCACUGUUAGUGCUUCCUAGUGAUGGGGUGGGAGGGGUAGCCCAUUUAUCUAUCAGUCUCUGUAAUUGAACAUAAGUGUUUUACUCAAAGGAGCUGCAAAUUGCCAGCAAAAGUGAAAUCCAAUGAGCAUUAGGAUAUUUAAAGCAUCAUUACUGCCAUCUUUACCAUGAAACAUAUUAAUUACGAGCUACAGACCACCUUCUAUCAAUUCAUUAAUGUUCCUGAAAAUUGUAACACAUUUCAAUUAUACUAAACCUCAUGGAACAGAGGUUCCAUGCAAAUAAACCUCUUUCUCCCUCACGGUUCCUGUUCAUGAACUGCAAACAUCUCCUUUCCAGGGCCCCUGGAUUCUUGAUUGACGUAAUUUCUUGAUUGAUUUCAUAGCAUUUUCAGGAUCGGUACCAUUCUGCUGGCUGUGAAUUAUAUCUGCUUUCCCCAUUGUCUCCACUGCCUUUUAAUACUCAGCUCAGCUCUUUGAAUAAUUUGAGAGUCACAUUCCAAUCAUAAGUGAUGAGCAGAAUAAGAAUGAAGCAUAUUAUGCUUGAAGUGGGAGUAGAUUAAAAGCAAAAUUAAAAAGUGAAACUCUUUUCAAGGCAGGAUGCUUCUCCUAAUGAUAUUAAACUGCAUAAAUCAUUGGGUUCUCUCUUCCUUUGUGUGGUGAAUAUAUGCAAUGCUGUUUCUCACUAUUUUUUGUAAUAGCUUUAAUGAGUUAUAACUCACCACAAAGUUCAUCCUUGUAAAGUGUACAAUUCAGUGGUCUUUAGCGUGCUCACAGGAUUGUGCAACCAUCACCACUAUAAAAUUUUAGAGUGUUUUAUCAUCCCAAAAAGAAACCCCAUUAGAGUCACUCCCACUCCCCACCCUCCUAGCCCCUGACACUAACCUACUUCCUCUCUCUAUGGACUUGCCUAAUCUGGACAUUUCAUAUAAAUGAGAUCAUGCAAUGUGUUCUUUUGUAGACAAUGUUUAGAGCAGCAUUAUUCAUAACAGCCAAGAAAUGGAAACGACUCAAAUGUACAUCAACUGAUGAACAGAUAAACAAAAUGUGGUAUAUUCAUACAACAGAAUAUUAGUACUAACAG